GCCGACCAGCAACAUGCAACAAGACGCUGUGGCGGUUGUGGUCGUGUUUGUAGCCAACAUCCUCGCGUAUGGCUUUCGGAGUCUCCUACCUAGCACUCCGUUAACCGCACAAGCGUUUUUGCUCGACUCGAUUGCGUCGUCGACCACCCAAUCGUCGUGGAAACUGUUCGGAGUGCUGGAAUCGACCUUCAUCGCGACGUACGCCCUCUCGUUCCUCGUAUGCGCCCAUGUCUCCCGCACAUGUCGCAGUCCGUUGCGGGUGUUGUUGACGGGGUUGCUGGCCUGGUGUGGCGGCGCGGUGUUGUGUGGCUACUUCGUCACGAACAAAAGUUCAUUCCGCUUUCAGCUGGUCCUGGGGGGUCGCGUGCUCAGUGGCAUAGGCGACGGCAUGUUGCAGGCGUUGACCCCUUCCAUCAUUGAACGUGUGGCCCUUGAACACCAUCGCCAGCGAUGGAUGCGACUGUAUUUCGCUGGCGCGGCAAUUGGUACUGGACUGGGGUACGGUGUGGGCAACGUGGUCACGGCAGCGUAUGGUUGGCAGUGGGCGUUCUACGGGUACACCGCUGCCAUGAGCACGGUCCUGUUGUUGUUGUGUGGAGCUUGCUUGUCCCAGCAGUGGACCCAUCGGCGGUUGCCCAAACCAGCCCCACAGGAAUCCGCAGCAACGAUACAAGCUGACGAAGCCGUGUCGCUCUUGCUGUCCCCCACCUACAUUUUCACGUCGCUGGGUGCCGCCGCAACCCUCUUCACAUUGCGAGCGCUGGCGACGUACAUGCCAACGUGGUGGCUCUAUGCCCGCAUUUGGCCAACUGAACAAAUGGCAGCGACAGUGUACGGGGGUGUUGUCACGGUCACGGCGUUGGUAGCUGCUCCGUUGGGGGGAUACUUACUAACGUGGGCAUCCCGACGAUGCGUGUGCGACGCGAGUCAGCUUCGCGUGGCGUGUCGCCAGCAGCUCCUUCACGUCGCGAUUGGCGUCGGUAGUUUGGUUGGGAUGACGACUUUGUUGGAAAAUCAAGGCUGGACCCUUGUGACCCUCGUGGUGGGGCUCGUGAGUGCGUCGGGGGCGUUGAAUGCCACGUCAGUCGUGGUGUUGCUGAGUGUCCAAAAUGGGGGACGAAGUCGAGCCAUGCAGACGUUUGCCGUGGUCGUGCACUUGUGCGGAGACAUUCCGGCGCCCGUGCUUGUGGGGUGGUUUAUGGAUCAUCCUGGUGCUGCCACGUGUCUGAAUCAUAUGACGCCAUCGCAAGACGACGGGUUUUGCAUCGAAAACGUGCAAACGAUUCUGUUUUGGUCCGUCUUGUGGAUGGCCUGGACAGUGUUAUGUGGCCUCUUGGCCUAUGGAUUGUCCAUAGUCACCCCCUCGAAUUCGACUGGCGAUGCGCAACAUGGUGCCUACGUUCAGGAAACAACCGCUCGCCAGGCAUAAGCACACCAUCCAGCGCUAAUGUAAUGC
Molecule: messenger RNA, 1456 nt
Organism: Aphanomyces astaci
Lineage: Eukaryota; Oomycota; Saprolegniomycetes; Saprolegniales; Verrucalvaceae
Exons: 1
Coding region: 14-1429 (471 amino acids)
Biological process (GO): transmembrane transport
Cellular component (GO): membrane
Molecular function (GO): transmembrane transporter activity
Source: RefSeq, a predicted model, not a curated record